Molecule: messenger RNA, 1056 nt
Organism: Aspergillus wentii DTO 134E9
Lineage: Eukaryota; Fungi; Ascomycota; Eurotiomycetes; Eurotiales; Aspergillaceae
Exons: 3
Coding region: 1-1056 (351 amino acids)
Source: RefSeq, a predicted model, not a curated record
AUGAUGGACUAUCUUUACUGCAUUUUGUGUGGACUUUUUAUCAAAGAAGCAAGUGAUUCCAAGUUGGACAUAUUCCUCGAAGAUGCGAACUGGAAAGGAUCUUACCAUGGCGAGGGCCUAUUGUACGUGAAGCCAGACGAACUGGAGAAGAAGUAUUUUGUGAGAACUCCUUCUCUCUGGAGGAGUCUCUACCGGCUGAUCAUAUAUGACCGCUCAAUACAAGGCUACCGCGUCACUGGGAUAGGGCAACGCGCAGUUUCGAGUGAACUCGCCCAGCCUCCCCUGGACGAAUAUCAGGCAGCACUGGGCGCCCCAGAAGGAACAGAGCCCGGACUGGCCCAAUACACCGUUUCCAACACGGAGUUUUGGUAUGAGAAUCUCUCACCCAAGAAGGACUGGAGGGAUCUGGCCCUUGCCAUUCAUACGCGGUGCUGGGACCUGGCAAGAUUCCACCACAAGUCGGACAUUGAGAAUGACAUGGGCCUGUUUGUGGCGAUGAUGCUGCAGCGUGCGUUUCAGGGUAAUAUGAUUAGAGAUGGAGUUGAGGAAUUCUUUGAGGAACAAGUCGCACAGGAUCCAUUCCGGCAUCCGGAGAUUUACCGAGCAGCCCAGAAAGCUCUAAAACGGCGAAAUAAGCAGAAGCAAACGCAGCAGAAGCCACUCUGCAAUGAAAAUGGCACUGCCAGCUUGUUGUCCCUUCCCCUCGACAUCGUCUACAUCCUGUUCGAUCAACUGGAGCACUUUGACCUCUGGAACCUCGUCCAAGCAAUCCACUGGCCCAUCCCGCACUCGUACUGGGGACACAGAGCAGGCGAGUAUCUCAAGUACAUGGACGAGAUCCUGAUGCUAGAUCUGGACUGGGCGUAUUUGUGUUUGGAGCUGGAAAGACUGGAUCGCACGUUGUUUAUUUUCCGGACACGUACUAGGGUGCUUCAAUCUCUUCGUAAUAUCAGCAAUUCCAUGAGUCUAGAUCAGAUGAGGCGGAUUGAGCGAAGGUACAAGCCGGUGCAUCCUAGAGAUGUGAUUAAUGGUAUCCAAUAUUCGAGUUGGGAUUAG